AAAUGUAUCAUCGAUUGGCACUUAAUAUACAGUGGAAAACUAUUAUACAAUGUACAAUACCUAUAAUGUCGACACUAACUGGUAGUACUAUUAGACUUGAUCAGCAUCGUUGGUCUAACAAUUAUCAACAGUUUUGUCAAACACGGAUAUCGGGAAAAGGAGUAGUAGUUGGGCUAAGAUGUGCCAAAAUGUUGACCACUGCUGAACACAUACAACAGUUAUACACUAAUUAUUCAAACCGAGUGGUCAAAGUGCUUAGCAAAAAAAUGUCAAACUGUGGCGAAUCGUAUCACUUACAGGAAACCGGUAUCAUUGUGGACAGUAUGGAUGGUUUGGUACUGACCAACUUUUAUCUAGUGUCCGACUGUCCAAAUGUGACCAUACAGUUAGCCACUGCAUACUAUGAAAAGGAUAUAAUAAUAGGAAAACCUAAUAGUUUGACUCCAGUAAGCAUAAUGAGUGGACAGGUAGUCUAUGUAGAUCCACAAAUAGAUUUGGCACUCAUACGUAUGACAGACUAUGUUAGGGGUUCGCUGAGAGCCAUGGAUUUGUCGCAAAAUGUGCCCAACAUUGGAGAUGAAGUAAUAUUACUGGGAAAUGCCGAUAUGUUUGGCACUUUACAGUACGGCAUCGUAUGCUCAUUGCCGCGUAGGGGUGAGCUAAGUAGGAGUUGGCUAAUCAAUAGACAAGUUACUAUCAAUGAGGACAUUAUGUUUGCCUAUCAGUCGCCAACUGUAAUCAACUGUUGUGGCGGUGCACCGGUUAUUGAUCUGAACGGUCAAGUGGUCGGCAUUUCAUUGGCAUUUGUUGAGUCGAAAAUCAAUUUUGCCACCAAAGCUACCGAUGCUAUAGCGUUUAUUGAUAAGGGCCGUCAUUUUCUGGCCAAUGAAUACAUAGCUAUUAAAAAUCAAAGACAAAAUCGGCUGAAACGGCCAAACAGUUUAGGUAUUAUACUGAAGGGUAAUGUCAUCAGAGGUUUUACAUAUAAUGUCACAGAUGCCAGAAAUCAAUUGCAAUUGAAUGACAUAAUCUUAAGUAUAAAUCAUAUUGAAUAUACCGGUGCAGUCCAAUUGGUCGACGCAAUGAAUAACUUAAUCGAUGGACAGUCGAUUGAAUUGAUGGUUAUGCGGGUGACGACAGCCGCGAGCGGACAAUCAGAUGUGAGUGAAGUGACGGCCAAUAUUAGACCAGUAGUCGAAUAUAAUUGGUUUUAUUUUUAA
Messenger RNA from Oppia nitens, 1220 nucleotides. Its product is annotated as probable serine protease HtrA1. The transcript has 4 exons. NCBI's taxonomy places the organism in Eukaryota, Metazoa, Arthropoda, Arachnida, Sarcoptiformes, Oppiidae. Gene Ontology annotation, biological process: proteolysis. The record is from RefSeq and is a predicted model, not a curated record. Gene Ontology annotation, molecular function: protein binding; serine-type endopeptidase activity. Bases 3 to 1220 code for a protein of 405 amino acids.